Entrophospora sp. SA101 is the source of this 3828-nucleotide messenger RNA. Lineage: Eukaryota; Fungi; Glomeromycota; Glomeromycetes; Entrophosporales; Entrophosporaceae. The record is from the annotation of a GenBank genome assembly.
AUGUCUCCAAUAGAAAAUUGGGAAAAAUACGAUAAACAAGCUGAAGAUAAAGAAGAGGAGAAAAUUGUUGCACUUGAUGAAGGUGAUAUUGCACUUCUUAAAACCUAUGGUCAAGGUCCAUAUGCAAAAGAAUUGAAAAAAAUAGAUUCUGAUAUAAAAGAUGUACAGAAACGAAUAAAUGAAAAGAUUGGUGUUAAGGAAUCAGAUACUGCUGGUGAGGGUGAAGAAGCAAAAUAUAUUAUAAAUGUAAAGCAAAUUGCAAAAUUUGUAGUGGCAUUAGGUGAGCGUGUUUCUCCAACUGAUAUUGAAGAAGGAAUGCGUGUUGGCGUUGAUCGUAAUAAAUAUCAGAUACAGAUACCAUUGCCACCAAAAAUUGAUCCUUCAGUAACAAUGAUGCAAGUUGAAGAAAAGCCUGAUGUUACAUAUAGUGAUGUUGGUGGUUGUAAAGAACAGAUUGAAAAACUUAGAGAAGUAGUGGAAUUACCAUUAUUACAGCCAGAGCGAUUUGUAAAUUUAGGUAUUGAUCCUCCUAAAGGUGUAUUGUUAUAUGGUCCUCCUGGUACUGGCAAGACUUUAUGUGCGCGUGCUGUGGCAAAUAGAACUGAUGCAACAUUUAUUAGAGUUAUUGGUUCUGAACUUGUACAAAAAUAUGUUGGAGAAGGUGCAAGAAUGGUUCGUGAGCUGUUUGAAAUGGCAAGAACUAAGAAGGCUUGUAUUAUAUUUUUUGAUGAAAUUGAUGCUAUUGGAGGUGCACGUUAUGAUGAUGGAGCUGGAGGUGACAAUGAAGUACAAAGAACCAUGUUGGAAUUAAUAAACCAAUUGGAUGGUUUUGAUCCACGUGGAAAUAUAAAAAUUUUGAUGGCUACAAAUAGACCUGAUACACUAGAUCCUGCACUUUUACGUCCAGGUCGUCUAGACCGUAAAGGUCGUACACAUAUUUUAAAGAUUCAUGCAAAAAGCAUGUCUGUAGAACGUGAUAUUCGUUAUGAACUUAUAGCUAGACUUUGUCCAAAUAGCACCGGUGCUGAAUUAAGAAGUGUAUGUACAGAAGCAGGAAUGUUUGCUAUUCGUUCCAGAAGAAAGGUUGCAUCAGAAAAGGAUUUCUUGGAAUCUGUUAAUAAAGUUAUUAAGUCUUAUGCAAAAUUCUCUUCUACCCCAAGGCAAGGAUUCAUCAGAAUGGAAAUUUCUAAAUCACAAAGAUCCUAUUUUAUCAAAUAUCAAGAAGGAGUUAAGGUAUUCAAAAAAGAAUAUCGUAAAUGCACCAAGGAGUUGAACAAUAUGAUGAAGAGAUUAGAUGAAUUGAGAAAAAAGAAAGUGAUUAAUUGUUAUGAAAGUGAAGUAGAUGAUUUAGAAAAAGAAAAACAGGAACUCAAUAGAAGAAGAAAUUUGAGAUCAAAAAUACCAAAAGAGAAAAAUGAAAAUAAUAUACUUAACAAAACAGAAAUAGAAAGUGAAAAAUAUGCUAGCCAUGAAAAGAUGUUUUCAAUAUCAGGAGUGAACACCAGGAAAAGAAUUGAAACUGCUGCAUAUUAUGGUGCUAAUCAGCAAAUAAAUUGGAAGUCUUUUGUUAAAUUCCCAUCUGAAAUCGCUCAUAUACAUCAAGCAGCUCUUUUCACUUUCAGUGAUGCUUCUGCCAAUACUGAAGAUGUUAUUUCAGAGUCAGAGGCAUCGCAACAUAGUAGCUUAUAUUAUGAUAAUGUGUAUCCACUUAGAAUUGGAAUAUUUGACCUUAGACAUUAUAUAGUCAGAACAAGUAAAAAAAGGCUUGAAACCAAAGUUAAAUCUGGAAAAUGGAUUCCACAAGAAACUGAAAUGCCAUUUAAUUUUAAGAUUGAGGGUGUGGAACCUAGAAAAAGAGAAGGCGGAAUGUUGGUUAAUUUUACAUUUUCGGUUGAUCCUGCACGAAAAUCCGAAGCAUUAAAUGAAAUCUAUAAGAAUGUUGAAGCUUAUAUAUCGGCUAAAAACAUUAUACCGUGGUUUAAUCUUAAACCGCUCGAAGUUUAUAUGGUUAAAGGCGAACCUUUUAUUGAAGAUUUGGCCAAUAGAUUUCCCGCAAGUCGACUUCAUGUUGAAUUUCAAGGACCAGAUGUUUCGAUCGAAACUUUGUAUCAAAUAUUUCGACCAUAUGGAUUAAUUCGUGAUAUAAUCCUACCGCAACCAUCUUCAAAAGAUGCCCCUCGAUUUGCUUUGAUACAAUUCUCCAAAAUGAGAUCUGCUACAAGCGCUAGAAAUUGUGUUCACGGUUUAAUUACAGAUGGCACGAGACUAAAUAUUGUCUAUGAUAAAACAUUGAAAUCAAAUAUGAUAUAUAGCUGGAUGAUUGCACAUCCAAGAACUUCGAUACCAUUAAUAGCAGCUGCUAUUGCUGGUAUUACUUACACAAUCUUUGAUCCGAUUCGAACCUUUUUUAUAACUUCAAAAAUCACACAACGAUUCAACCCUCAAGAAUAUCGUAUUUAUCAAUGGCUUAGACGUGAAACUAUUGACAGAUUAUUAACUUACCGUAAUAAAAAUGAAGAUAAUUCAUUAUCUUAUCUUAGUAAUUGGGUUGAAAGAGAACAAGAAGAAAUAAAAUUAAAUAUUUGGUUGAAAGAACCACCAGCUUUAAAAAAUAAAAGAAAUAAACUUUUUAUAAAGUGUGAUGAAAUUCAAAAUUCUCGUGAUGAAAGUGAACUUGUAUUAAAAUUGGCAAAACAAGUUGGUUAUUUCCCUGUAUUUAGUACAUUGGUAUCCAUGUCAAAUUUAAUUGAUGGAUUGGCAAGUGCAACGAUUGGUCAAAAGACCGGAUUUUCUUCAACGACUGAUUCUGAAAUCAAAAAGAUUCUCGAUGCAUUGGCAAUUGCUUUACAUGAUGUAGCACCUGAAAAGUUAAGGAAAAGUACUCGUUAUAAUCAAAAAAAGAAGCAUGAUUUUAUCACGACAUCAAUUGUUGAAUCUUAUGAUCCAGCCGAUAUUCCAAUUGUUGUGAUUGAUGAUUAUAUGAUUAAAGAUAAGGAAAAUCAUGAACUUUGGGAUCAUUUGGCUAAAUUAGCUGCAAUCCUUGUAGAAAAUAGAGUUGCUCAUGUGGUUUUCGUUGGUUCAAACGUUGGUAUUGUAAAGCAUUUAAAUAAAGCACUUCCAAACAAAACAUUUAAUUUUGUUAAUCUUUCUGAUGCGCCAUAUGAACGAGCCAUUAGUUUGGUAAAGAGUCACGUACCUGAUAAAGAAGAUAAAGGACUUGAUGGGGCUGUAAAUGCACUUGGUGGCCGUUUAACUGAUUUGAAAUUAUUUAUUAAUAAAAUAAGUAGUGGUCAAAGUUCUCAAGAUGCCAAAACUAUUCCUUGGAGUGGUAUACAAUUUUGGAAAAUAGUGAAAGAUUUGGCUAAAGGAGAACCUGUACCAUAUGAUAAAAUUAAAUAUUCAUCAAUAUUUAAAGGUGAUGAUACCUCAAUAAGGGCUAUGGAACAAGCCGAAUUGAUUUCAGUUUCACAAUUAGAUGGACGACCUGAUUUUAUAAGAUUAGGAAAGCCACUUUAUCAAGUAGCUUUUCAACAAAUCAUAUCCGACAAAUUAUUUGCAGCAACAAUGGAACUUCAAACAUAUAAAUAUCUUUUUGAAUUUGAAACAGAUAAAAUUAAAAAAUAUGAACAAGAGCUUGAAAGUUUGGGACAAUUAUUUGUUAAACAAGAAGGAAAAUGGUUGUUUGGUAGUGGUCGCGUUCCUGCUAUUGUUGAUCAACGAGUUAAAUUUCUAUUGGAAUUGGUACAAAAAAGUCAUGUUCGUACUGUUGAUUAUGAAAAAAAUAUUGAAGAAUUGAAAAAAUUUAUUGCUUCUGGUGGAACUUCGUAA